Messenger RNA from Juglans microcarpa x Juglans regia, 1357 nucleotides. RefSeq names its product peroxisomal membrane protein 11C-like. Gene Ontology annotation, biological process: peroxisome fission; regulation of peroxisome size. The record is from RefSeq and is a predicted model, not a curated record. The transcript is spliced from 8 exons. The coding region runs from base 445 to 1152 and encodes 235 amino acids. NCBI's taxonomy places the organism in Eukaryota, Viridiplantae, Streptophyta, Magnoliopsida, Fagales, Juglandaceae. Gene Ontology annotation, cellular component: peroxisomal membrane.
AUGUUUUGGACCUUAUCCCAUUUUCUAUUAAAAAAUAUUUUUUAAUUUUUUUAUCUUAUAAUUAUUCAAACACAAAAAUCAAUAAAAAUUUAUAAACUUUAAAAUAAAAAUUAUAUUAAAAAAUUAUCUUCAAAUAAAAGUCUAAUUUUAGUAAUAAUUUUAGUAAUAAUUUUAUCUUUAUUUUUUUUCUAAAUUCAAUAAAAAAAGUUUCGCUCAAAUCAUUUCGUAAAAUUAGGUGGCAACGAACCUUUUGUUUGUUAGUUUUGGAGAGAGGACCAAACCAGCCUUUAACAGAGCCUAUCAUAGAGGGGGAGAGAGGCGACGCUGGAGAGAGGCUCUAAGAUUUGCUGGGACGGAGCUUGAUUGCGCUUCUCGAGGUCCGAUCAUCGGGCACUUCCUUUGUUGAACAGGACUUCGAAUUUGCAGGUUUCUUCAGCGUAAAAGAUGAGUACACUCGAUGCAACUAGGGCAGAACUUGCACUUGUUGUUUUGUAUUUGAGCAAGGCCGAAGCCAGGGACAAGAUAUGCAGGGCAAUACAAUAUGGCUCCAAAUACUUGAGUAAUGGAGAGCCUGGUACAGCCCAAAAUGUUGACAAAUCAACUAGCUUGGCAAGGAAGGUUUUCCGUCUUUUCAAGUUUGUCAAUGACUUGCAAGCUCUUAUCAGUCCAACUCCGCCAGGAACUCCCCUUCCUAUUAUUUUGCUUGGAAAGUCCAAAAAUGCAUUACUGUCAACCUUCUUGUUUCUUGAUCAAAUUGUGUGGCUUGGUAGAACGGGCAUUUAUAAGAACAAGGAACGGACAGACCUACUUGGCCGCAUCUCUCUCUAUUGUUGGCUGAGUGCCUCGAUUUGUACUACUUUGGUUGAGGUUGGGGAGCUUGGAAGACUUUCUGCAUCAAUGAAGAAGUUAGAAAAGGAUCUUAAUAAAAAUGAUAAAUAUCAAAAUGAGCAAUACCGAGCCAAACUUAAAAAAUCAAAUGAGAGGUCUCUGGCACUAAUCAAAGCAGCCUUGGAUCUAGCAGUAGCUGUUGGUCUGCUUCAGUUGGUACCCAAGAAAGUUACUCCCCGUGUAACUGGAGCUCUUGGAUUUGUUAGCUCACUUAUCUCUUGUUAUCAGUUGCUUCCAUCGCCAGCCAAGUCCAAGGCACCAUGAAAAGAGAAGCAUCUCCUCAAUGAGCUUCAAUGUUUAUUUAAUUACUUAGAUUUGUGAGAUUUAACUUGGUUUGAGUUUAAGCUAUUUGCCUAUUAUCUCUGUUGUUAUUUCAUAAUAAUUAGCUGCUGGUAACAGUAAGAGUGGAUUUACUUGUUAUCAGACAAACUUGUAGAUCAAUAAAGGAAGAUCAUAUUUUUAUAUGACA